CGACCCUCAAAACACCAUUCCUCCAAAGCACAAACUUGCUAUCAACAAGUUAUUACCAACCACUUUUGGCCAAUUGUUCAAAAAUCUUUCUUCUACUAGACAUAUGGCCUCUAAAUUUAUCUUAAGGAGUUUACUUAUAGCUUCCCUAGCAAUUUCUCUUGCUGUGCAAGGCACUCUUGGAGGGAUAGAAUGUGAGAAUCUGAGCAAGGAAACAUGCUCAUUUGCUGUUUCAUCUAGCAGUAAAAGGUGUGUCCUUGAGAAACAUGUGAAAAGAACAGGGGAGGAAGCAUACACAUGCAAAACAUUAGAGAUUGAAGCUGAUAAACUAAAGGAUCACAUCGAAAGCGACCAAUGCAUCAAAGCUUGUGAUUUAGACAGAAAAUCACUUGGAAUUUCAUCAGAUUCUCUUCUCGAGUCUAGCUUUACAAAAAAGUUGUGUUCCCCGCAGUGCUACAAGAGUUGUCCAAAUGUUGUUGAUCUUUACUUCAAUCUUGCAGCUGGUGAAGGUGUGUUUCUUCCUAAGUUAUGUGAGGUUCAAGGUGGAAAUGCUCGCCGUGGAAUGGCUGAAUUGAAAAGCUCUGGUAUUGUGGCACCAGGACCUGUGCAUUCAGUGCAGUUUGUAGCUGAACCUCCACAGCCAUUUAGCUCUGUGCAGUUUGCAGCUGAACCUAUGGUUGCCCCAUCAGACCCACCAUACUAAAUGUGUGUUUGGAUUCACAAUGAAUUUGGUAGGAUCUCGGUCGGUCUGCAAAGGAACACUAGAGUGUCAACAAAAAUCAUGAUGUCACAAUGAUUUCUCUUCUUCAAAUGUAGUGUGAUUUCAAAUGAAAUAAAUUGAUUAAUUAAUACAUAGCAAAAGAAAUUUAGAGUACUAGCUUAUUAGAUAGCUUGUUACUCUUCAUAAA
Messenger RNA from Medicago truncatula (barrel medic), 905 nucleotides. RefSeq lists its product as uncharacterized. The transcript has 2 exons. NCBI's taxonomy places the organism in Eukaryota, Viridiplantae, Streptophyta, Magnoliopsida, Fabales, Fabaceae. The record is from RefSeq and is a predicted model, not a curated record. Bases 104 to 700 code for a protein of 198 amino acids.